This is a messenger RNA of Dimorphilus gyrociliatus, 1892 nucleotides long. The record is from the annotation of a GenBank genome assembly. NCBI's taxonomy places the organism in Eukaryota, Metazoa, Annelida, Polychaeta, Dinophilidae.
CUAAAACAAUCUGCAAAAAAUCUUUGUUCAUUAAAUUUAUCUUUUUGCUCAUUAACAGAAAUGACCUGUAGUUUAUUACCUGAUUUCGUUGCUGAAUGCAUUUUACUGAAAGAAAUCAAUUUCAGGUUUAACACUCGAUUUAGCGAAGAUUUCAAGAAAAUAUGCAAUGGAUUACAAUUGUCAUCUAUGUCUCUUUUAUCAAUUGAUUUUUCAUUUUGUUGCUUAAAUAGUCAACAAAUUUGCUAUUUAAGCAAUUUACUUUCAAACUGUACUCAACUGCAAAAUAUUCAAUUGGCAAACAAUGCUAUGUCUGAUGAAGUAUUUCAAAUAUUAUGCAAUAGUUUAAAAUCAUCAUCUGCUAGUCUAUUAACAAUUAAUUUUUCCCAUUGUAGCAUUGAUGACAGUCAAGCUUAUCAUUUAUAUGAUUUACUCAAAGAAUGUAGGUCACUGGAAACAUUCCUCUUGUCAGGAAAUAAUAAAUUAGCAGAUGGAUUUGAGAUGAUAUGUAAUGGAUUGAAAGUAUCAUCUCAAUCUCUUCAAAAUAUUAACUUUAAUGGAAUUUCUGUUCCAAUAGUUGAAAAUGAAAAUGUCUACCUAAAUUGUUUGGUUAGGGAAUGUCUUUCAUUAAGAGAGAUCACUCUUCCAAAAAAUGUUAAAAGUUAUCUAUUAAUUGAUCAUUUCAAAUCAUCAUCACCUCUAAUCAACAAUGAAUUUUCUGACAAUAGAUCAAAAUGCAAUUUCAAUCGUGAUAAUAAUCUUUCAGCUAUUGAUUUUAAAAGGAUUUGCAAUAGAUUCAAAUUAUCAAUCAAUAAUCUUGUAUCUAUUAAUUUCUCUUUCUGUUGUCGAUUGAAGAAUCUAUUUAGUCAUUUUGCUGAUUUUGUCAAGGAGUGUACUUUUCUGCAAAAAAUUAAUAUUAGUGGAAUAUUUAACUUUGGUGAUAAUUUUAAAAGAAUAUGCAGUAGUUUAAAAUCAUCUUCCAAAACUCUGCUAUCAAUUGAUGUAUCAAGCUGUGAUUUAGAUUCAGAACAAUGCAAUCAUUUCAGUGAUUUACUAGCUGAAUGUACUCAAUUGAAAGGAAUAAAUUUAAGUGGUAAUAUUAACUGUGGAGAUGGUUUUCUUAUAAUAUGCAAUGCAUUGAAAUUAUCAUCUAAAACUCUUGAAUAUAUUGAUGUUCUCUAUUGUGGGUUGAAUGAAAAACAAGGAAACUCUUUAGCUGAUUUACUCAAACAAUGUAAUUCACUUAGAGAUUUUUCACUUAUUUAUAAUUUGAAAAUUUCUAAAGCAUUUGAGAAAAUGUGCCAAGGAUUAUUAUCAUCUUCUCAUUCUCUUUUAAGUAUCAAUCUUCAAAAUUACUGUUUAAAUGGGGAACAGAAUGAGAAUUUAACUAUUUUACUUGGAGAAUGUAAAUCAUUACAAAAAGUAAUUAUAAUUGGUGAUAGAUGUUUUACAACUCAAUUUAAAGAUAUCUUUAAAGGAUUGCAAAUAUCUAGAAAACAUAUUUCACAAAUUCAACUUGGACCAUUAGAUAUUGACAAUGCAACUCAUCUGGAUUUUAUUAUUGAAACAAUACCAGGUUUUCCAUCAUUGAAGGCCAUUCGUCUAACUUUUAAUGUUGAUAAUUUUGAUUCCAUUGAUGUGAAUUUAUCAAGAUGCUUAAAUAACACACAUGACUCAAUUAUUGAGGAAUUACGUAAUGUUAUUGAAGAGAAAUUGCCAUGUUUCACAAAAGUACAAAUUUAUGAAGUAAAUGAUUUUUAGAUUGGUUUCCUUAAUAGAAAAAAUGUGGUGUUAAAGUUACUCAGUCUCUGUAUGUACAUUUUUCAGAAAUGUUUUCUGUGCAUUGUGUGCUUAUUGUGCUAUGUGAAAGUAGGUCAACAGGUCAUAUCAACAAG